AUGUCGAUUAGGUUCUCGGCGAAGAGACUCGCGACGGUGUCUCAAGAACUCAUGGCGGAGAUGUCUCCGGUUAUGACCUUCGACAAGCUACCACCAAGUUCCACCGCUUCUUCACCGCAUUUAAGCAAACGGAGGCAUUCUCCUCUCUGUAUACUUUUGGUCAAAAGAGAGAAUUUACUAAGCUGGCUUGAGGAGCCGUCAGAGCUUGAGCUUGUGGAGCUUGAGCUUGUGGAGCUGGAGCUGGAGGAGCCGAAGGAGCCUCCGGAAGUGCUUUUGUGCCAGGUUGAUAGGUGCACUGCUAACUUAACUGAGGCUAAGCAGUAUUACCGCAGAGAAAAACUCUGGGAAGUUCAUGCAAAGGCAUCUGCUGUAACUGUUGCAGGCGCCAAGCAACGCUUUUGUCAACAAUGCAGCAGGUUUCAUGAGCUAUCAGAGUUCGAUGAAGCUAAAAGAAGUUUCCGGGGGCGCUUAGCUGGACACAAUGAGAGGAGAAGGAAGACCUCUGGUGACAGUUUCGGAGAAGGGUCAGGCCCCAUAGGGUUUAAUGGUCAACUGAUCCAGAUCAAUAAAGAAACAGGCUAUACAUGA
Brassica napus (rape) is the source of this 588-nucleotide messenger RNA. Its product is annotated as squamosa promoter-binding-like protein 3. Gene Ontology annotation, molecular function: DNA binding. The transcript has 5 exons. Gene Ontology annotation, cellular component: nucleus. Lineage: Eukaryota; Viridiplantae; Streptophyta; Magnoliopsida; Brassicales; Brassicaceae. The record is from RefSeq and is a predicted model, not a curated record. Bases 1 to 588 code for a protein of 195 amino acids.